Messenger RNA from Patella vulgata (common limpet), 1104 nucleotides. Its product is annotated as spindle and kinetochore-associated protein 1. Bases 224 to 1015 code for a protein of 263 amino acids. NCBI's taxonomy places the organism in Eukaryota, Metazoa, Mollusca, Gastropoda, Patellidae. The record is from RefSeq and is a predicted model, not a curated record. Gene Ontology annotation, cellular component: mitotic spindle; spindle microtubule; outer kinetochore. Gene Ontology annotation, biological process: mitotic cell cycle; cell division; regulation of microtubule polymerization or depolymerization. The transcript is spliced from 6 exons. Gene Ontology annotation, molecular function: microtubule binding.
GUUGGGAUGAGUUGUCUUAAAUCUCGACCCAUGUUUUAAAGUUGGGAUGAGUUAUCUUUUAUCUUGGAUAAAUUGUCUUAUAUUGGGAUGAGUUGUCUUUGGGAUGAGUUGUCUCUAUAGUGUAUACCAUCUAUUAGUAAGUGCAGGAGGACCGCAAACCUAGCGGGUAACCACCUUCACUUGAUCAUGAUAAUUUAAUAAAGGAGCUACUGUCUGAACCGUGAUGGAAAGCUCCAGUAUUGAAGAACUCGCGGCUCAUUUUAAUGAAAAACUGAGUAAUCUAAAUACAGUUUGUGAACUAAGACAUGUGGGUAAUGAUUCCCAUUGCAAAAAACAUUUGUCUACAAUAGAAAGAGAACUACAGAGUUUAGAAAUUACCAUGGCUUUACUAAAACAAGAAAUCAGUAAACAAAAGGAACAGUUAAGAUCUGUUGAGGAAAUAAAGAAGAAAUUUCACAGAUUGAUAAAAGAUGUUAAUUACACUGCGAAUAAUAUACCAGCUAGACUACCACAUAAUAACUUACAGAAUAGCAACAAUGAAAGCGAUAAAACUGACCAAAAAGUUAAAUCUUUGACCAAACCAGGAAAUAUCAAAACAGAAAAUAAUAAAGAAGUUAAAAAAACUGAAAGAAAGCACUGCCCAUCAAUUGAGUAUUUAACAGUAGAUGAAUUUGAGGAAGUACCGAAAUAUAUGAAGGGUCGAGUGACAUAUAAUCAAGUGAACUCUCUGGUUGAUGAAUUAAAUAAGACCUUUAUAGCCAAAUAUAAAAUAUUACGCAUGAAAAAGUCAACAAUGAAUGAUGUUUCCAGAAAAAGAUUUGAAAACUAUAAAAUUCAAGAGAAUAAAGACACAGAAGGUGUGUAUUUUGUUGUUGAAGCUGAUAUAAAGGACUUUUCUUCUAUUAAAAUGGAUGCAAUAACGAGAUCUAUACUCACAACAUUAAGACAUUGUGGAAGAAUUCGUGAAAUACGAGGAGGAAAAUUGACAAGAUAUGCAAUUAUUGAAUCUUACUAAUAAUAGCCUUAACUUUAUAACUAACCAUACAUAAAUUAUUUUAUAAACUAACCUGUGUAAUAUAAUAAAAUAUAACUAAACAUACAUAA